CGCGCCGCCGCCCGCCCGGCCCCGCCCUCGCCCCCGCGCAGGCGCAGCGGGGCCGCGGGCAGCUGCUGCGGGGGCACCGAGAGGGGUCGAGGGCGCCGCCAUGUUGUGGUCGCGCUGCCCGCCCUGCGCCACAGCACGUCAGUGCUUUCAUGCUCUUAAGUUGAUAAAGAGAGACUGCCUUCCGUCACUGCACGCAGCAAGAUGUGCCUCUACUGCCGUUGUGCCUCGCAUAACUACGCAUUACACGAUUCAUCCACGGGACAAAGACAAACGAUGGGAAGGGGUAAACAUGGAGAGAUUUGCAGAGGAAGCUGAUGUUGUCAUUGUUGGAGCAGGCCCUGCAGGUCUUUCUGCAGCUAUUCGACUCAAACAGUUAGCUGCUGAGCAUGGCAAAGAAGUACGUGUUUGUCUGGUGGAAAAGGCUUCCCAAAUUGGUGCACAUACACUGUCUGGUGCUUGUCUUGAGCCAAGGUCCCUGCAAGAACUAUUUCCAGACUGGAAGGAGCGGGGGGCUCCGCUUCAUACUCCUGUAACUGAAGACAAGUUUGGAAUUUUAACGAAGAAGUCUAGAAUUCCAGUGCCAAUUCUUCCAGGACUUCCAAUGGUUAAUCAUGGGAAUUACAUAGUACGUCUGGGACACUUUGUGAGCUGGUUAGGUGAACAAGCAGAAGCUUUGGGUGUUGAGUUGUAUCCAGGCUAUGCAGCAGCUGAGGUUCUUUUUCAUGAAGAUGGUAGUGUGAAAGGGAUAGCUACUAAUGAUGUGGGCAUUCAAAAGGAUGGAGCACCUAAACCUACCUUUGAACGAGGCUUGGAACUCCAUGCUAAGGUCACAAUCUUUGCUGAAGGUUGUCACGGACAUCUGGCCAAACAGCUGUACAAAAAAUACAACCUCAGGGAGAACUGUCAAGCCCAGAGCUAUGGCAUUGGAUUGAAAGAGUUAUGGAUUAUUGAUGAAAAGAAGUGGAAACCAGGAAGAGUAGAACAUACCGUAGGCUGGCCUUUAGACAGACAUACGUAUGGAGGAUCCUUUCUUUAUCACUUAAAUGAGGGUGAACCCUUAGUUGCUCUUGGAUUUGUGGUUGGUUUAGAUUAUCAAAAUCCCUAUUUGAAUCCGUUUAGGGAGUUUCAGAGGUGGAAGCACCAUCCGAGUGUAGAGCCCACUUUGGAGGGUGGAAAAAGGAUUGCAUAUGGUGCCAGAGCAUUGAAUGAAGGCGGUCUCCAGUCAAUACCCAAGCUUACCUUCCCAGGUGGAUUAUUAAUUGGUUGCAGUCCUGGACUCAUGAAUGUUCCUAAGAUCAAAGGGACCCACACUGCAAUGAAAAGUGGCAUGUUGGCUUCAGAAGCCAUCUUUAGCCAAUUAACGAAUGAGAAUCUGCAGUCAAAGACAAUAGGACUUGAUGUGCAAGAAUAUGAAGAGAACCUGAAAAAGUCCUGGGUCUGGAAAGAGCUGUAUGCAGUUAGAAACAUCCGCCCGUCCUGCCACAGCAUACUGGGUGUGUAUGGAGGAAUGAUUUACACAGGGAUAUUUUAUUGGCUACUGAGAGGAAAGGAACCAUGGACAUUAAAACAUCCAGGACCAGAUUUCGCUCAGCUCAAGCCAGCCAAAGAUUGUACUCCUAUCGAAUACCCAAAGCCUGAUGGAAAAAUCAGUUUUGAUCUCCUAUCAUCUGUGGCUUUAAGUGGUACAAAUCACGAACAUGACCAGCCCGCUCAUUUGACUUUGAAAGAUGACAGCGUCCCUGUGAGCAAGAAUUUGGCUAUAUUCGAUGGACCGGAACAAAGAUUUUGCCCAGCAGGUGUUUACGAAUAUGUUCCUCUGGAAACAGGAGAAGGAUCAAGACUGCAGAUAAAUGCUCAGAACUGUGUCCACUGCAAAACGUGUGAUAUUAAAGACCCAAGUCAGAACAUUAACUGGGUAGUGCCUGAAGGAGGAGGAGGACCAGCUUAUAACGGGAUGUGAAGUGGCUGAGAACUAUUCAGUGACUUCUGAUCACCAGCAGAAAAGUUGGAGUAUUUUAUGCUGCAGUGUAAAGUACAGCACUGACUUGAAUGUUAGAGAGUUUUGAGACUAACAUGCCAUUCUGAAGUUUAGGUAUGACCACUGCAUUAAAUGGAAGGUGGGUGCAUUCUGGUUAAACCCUAGCCUUAUUUAAAUAGAACUUCUUUUCAGGAGUUGGGUGGCAGGAAGAAGAAAGUUCUUCUUAGGACUGACAGAUGCAUUUUGGACCUUGGAUUUAUUGCUGAAGUUCAGUGAUGACAGGAGCCAUAUCCAGAAUCAGGGGUGUAAUGGAAAAGUUUAGUACCUAUCC
Cygnus olor (mute swan) is the source of this 2309-nucleotide messenger RNA. It is a transcript of the gene ETFDH, whose product is annotated as electron transfer flavoprotein dehydrogenase. Gene Ontology annotation, biological process: electron transport chain. Gene Ontology annotation, molecular function: iron-sulfur cluster binding; electron-transferring-flavoprotein dehydrogenase activity. NCBI's taxonomy places the organism in Eukaryota, Metazoa, Chordata, Aves, Anseriformes, Anatidae. The coding region runs from base 101 to 1960 and encodes 619 amino acids. The transcript has 13 exons. The record is from RefSeq and is a predicted model, not a curated record. Gene Ontology annotation, cellular component: mitochondrial inner membrane.